AUCCAAGUCUUCAAAACCAUCCUCUGUAGGACAAAAUGGCACAACAGAUCACCCCGCGAAAGCAACAGGAGCUUCAACUCCAAUACACAAACUACAAGAACGGGCUGCAGCAAAUCGCCCAAAAGAUUGGUGAUGUCGAGCAGGAGGCUGAAGAACACAAACUCGUGCUAGAGACCCUCGAGCCGCUCUCGGCAGACAGAAAGUGCUUCCGGAUGAUAAAUGGGGUCCUGGUUGAGAGGACGGUGAAGGACGUUAUUCCUGCUCUGAAGACAAACUCGGAAGGUCUGAAGAAGGUUCUCGAGGAUCUGGUCAAGCAGUAUAACGCUAAGCAGACCGAGAUGGAGAAGUGGAAGAAGAAGAACAACAUCCAGGUUGUCCAGCAAUAAGGGAUUUCCCCCAGAUGGAAUGUGAGAGGGGAGGAGGGAAGACUGGCAAAAGGUCAUAAGGCAGUCCAAUCAUUGCAAAGACUGGAAGAACCAUGCAUUCACGACUCGGAGAGAGAGAAAAGGUGACACCGCAGAGAGCAUUCAUACCCAAAUCCCGAAAUUAAUUCAAGGCG
This is a messenger RNA of Amorphotheca resinae ATCC 22711, 559 nucleotides long. RefSeq lists its product as hypothetical. Gene Ontology annotation, molecular function: protein folding chaperone. Bases 36 to 386 code for a protein of 116 amino acids. The transcript has 4 exons. NCBI's taxonomy places the organism in Eukaryota, Fungi, Ascomycota, Leotiomycetes, Helotiales, Amorphothecaceae. The record is from RefSeq and is a predicted model, not a curated record. Gene Ontology annotation, cellular component: prefoldin complex; cytoplasm. Gene Ontology annotation, biological process: protein folding.